GCUCUUACCACCGCCUCGUAUUGAAUUGCAUUUCGGGGGCAAAAUGUGGAAAACUUUAUUAAUUGCCUUGGUUUUAGCCACACAUAAUUGCAAUGCUGUACUCGAAACGGAUGCAAAUACUUUGGUUCUACUUGAUAAUCUAGCCAUACGCGAGACUCACUCGCUUUUCUUUAAAUCAUUGCAUGAUCGCGGCUUUAAAAUCACAUACAAGUUAGCCGAUGAUGCCGGCCUUUUGCUCUCCCGCUAUGGCGAAUAUCUGUACAAGAAUGUUAUCAUCUUUGCGCCCAGCGUCGUAGAGUUUGGCGGUGACGUCAGUGUGGAGCGCUUGUCACAGUUCGUCGACGAUGGCGGCAAUGUGUUAGUGGCUGGUAGCGAAAAAUCGGGCGAUGCCUUGCGUGAAUUUGCCUCCGAGUGUGGGUUUGAAUUGGACGAAGAGAAUGCAGCGGUGAUUGAUCAUUUGCACUACGAUGUGAGCGAUGCAGGAGCCCAUACCACCAUCUUGACCUCGGCACAGAACUUAAUUGAUGCGGCUACUAUUGUUGGAAAACAGAAUCGCAAUCAGGACGCUGCUCCUCUGCUAUAUCGUGGGACUGGACUCAUUGCAGACAAGGAGAAUCCGUUGGUGCUCAAAUUGCUUACGGCCGAGAGUAGCGCAUAUAGCUACAAUCCCGAUGCGACCACUGUCAGCGAGUACCCACAUGCAGUGGGCCGUGGCACGCUGCUAAUUGCCGCACUCCAGGCACGGAACAAUGCACGUGUGGUAUUUUCCGGUUCGUUGCACUUUUUCGCCGACGAGGCGUUCACUACGGCGGUUCAGUAUGCCCAAAGCGGCGUCUUUCACAAACAGUCUGGCAAUCGGGCCGUUGCUGAGGCUAUUAGCCAGUGGGUAUUCGGAGAAAGUGGACGUUUGCGUGUCGCAUCAGUGCAGCACAACAAGGAAGGCGAACGCAAUCCUCCUGAACAGGCAUACACCAUUACCGAUCCCGUUGUAUACACAAUUGGCAUUGAGGAGCUGGUGCAGGAUACGUGGCAACCAUUCAAGGCCAACGAUAUACAGCUAGAAUUUGUGCGAAUUGAUCCUUUUGUGCGUACAUUCCUUAAACAGAAAUCGAACGGCUUGUAUGAAGCCAAAUUCAAGAUUCCCGAUGUCUACGGCGUUUAUCAGUUCAAAGUGAACUAUGACCGCGUCGGCUACACGCAUCUCUACAGCACAACACAGGUCUCGGUCCGCCCAUUGGAACACACACAGUACGAACGCUUUAUUCCAAGCGCCUUCCCAUAUUAUACCAGCGCAUUUUCAAUGAUGAUUGGCGUGUUUGUGUUCUCCUUUGUAUUCCUGCACUUCAAGGAUGAGGCCACCAGCGCGGGCAAGCCAAAUAAAGACGAUAAGAAGACGCAAUAGAAUAUAAAAUUUUUUGUGUACACAACACAUCAUUUGAAAUAGCAUCAAUAAAGUCGUUUGAUAUAUCAAAUA
Molecule: messenger RNA, 1474 nt
Organism: Scaptodrosophila lebanonensis
Lineage: Eukaryota; Metazoa; Arthropoda; Insecta; Diptera; Drosophilidae
Gene: Ost48
Product: dolichyl-diphosphooligosaccharide--protein glycosyltransferase 48 kDa subunit
Exons: 2
Coding region: 44-1402 (452 amino acids)
Cellular component (GO): oligosaccharyltransferase complex; endoplasmic reticulum membrane
Source: RefSeq, a predicted model, not a curated record